AUGGUUCGCCGGAUUUUUACAAGCGUCCUCACAGCUAAGAAAUGCGAUGGCUAUGUCCCCUUCCAAGAGCUUGAGUCCCUGGCCACCAUUAAUAACAUGCUACAUAAUCCGAAGGGGUACGCACACGAACUUCACCGCUAUGCCCUAUCUGUUGCCCGGACAGUAGCUUUCGGCAAGCGAGUGCCUACCGCCUCGAGCCAAUUCGCGACUGAAGUCCGGGAAGUCAUGGAGAAUUUCAGCAAGGCCAUGACACCCGGUAAAUAUCUUUUUGAAGCUAUGCCCAUGUUACGGAAGCUCCCUCGCUUCGCACAACCGUGGCUCAAGGAGCUGGAAAAGUUCAAGAAGCUUGAGCUUUCCUUCGCCUUGGAGUGUUACCGAGAUGCAGUACGCCAGGCCGAACUCUAUCCCGACAGACCCUGUAUGGCACGAGAAGUCAAGGCAGAGAUGGAGAAAGCCCAAGAAGAAGAUGAGGCUCAGGCCUCUAGCACCUGUAUGGAGAUUCUUGGGGCAGGGUCUGAGACAACCGCGACUGUGCUCCAUUUUACUAUUCUUGCCCUGGCCACGCAUCCAGAAGUCGUCGAGAAAGCCCACCAAGAACUUGACCGCGUUAUAGGACAAGACAGGUUUCCCACCUGGGCGGACGAGCCAAAUUUACCAUACAUCAGGGCGAUUAUUAAGGAAACCCAGAGAUGGAGGUCCAUCUCGCCGAUGAGCUUUCCUCAUUACACGACUAAGGACGAUGUGUACAACGGAUACUAUAUCCCAAAGAAUUGCGUCGUCCGCGUCAAUCAUUGGAUGAUGCACUCAAACGAUGAACGAUAUUCGAACCCCGAGAAGUUCGACCCAGGUCGCUUCAUCAAUCACACGCUUUCAGCCGCAGCUUCAGCCAACGCAGUAGACGCUUCUGGGCGCGAUCACUUUUCCUACGGAGGUGGGAAGCGCAUAUGCCCGGGCAUUCACCUGGCUGAGCGAAGCCUAUUCAUGAUGACGAGCCGAAUGCUCCAGACAUUCAAGUUCGGGCGUCCCCUAGACCCCAAGUCUGGGACGCCGCGGGAGCUGACCGUGGAAGACGUUGGCGUUAGUACAAGCCUGAUCAUGACCCCUGGUUCUGAUUUCGACAUGUCUUUCGCGCCAAGGAGUGAGAAAAUAAAUCAGCUAUUGGAGAGGGAGUGGCUUGAGAAGGUUGCACAUCAGGGUGAGAGCUGGACCGACUGA
Fusarium musae is the source of this 1215-nucleotide messenger RNA. RefSeq lists its product as uncharacterized. The transcript has 3 exons. Gene Ontology annotation, molecular function: monooxygenase activity; heme binding; oxidoreductase activity, acting on paired donors, with incorporation or reduction of molecular oxygen. The record is from RefSeq and is a predicted model, not a curated record. Bases 1 to 1215 code for a protein of 404 amino acids. NCBI's taxonomy places the organism in Eukaryota, Fungi, Ascomycota, Sordariomycetes, Hypocreales, Nectriaceae.